Pectinophora gossypiella (pink bollworm) is the source of this 6985-nucleotide messenger RNA. RefSeq names its product plexin-B (gene PlexB). Bases 119 to 5803 code for a protein of 1894 amino acids. Gene Ontology annotation, biological process: regulation of cell shape; semaphorin-plexin signaling pathway involved in axon guidance; regulation of cell migration. Gene Ontology annotation, cellular component: semaphorin receptor complex. Gene Ontology annotation, molecular function: protein binding; semaphorin receptor activity. The transcript has a single exon. The record is from RefSeq and is a predicted model, not a curated record. Lineage: Eukaryota; Metazoa; Arthropoda; Insecta; Lepidoptera; Gelechiidae.
UGAACGCUUUUUACACUAAUAUUUUUGUAAUGUAAAAUGGGUUGAAAUGAAUUAAAAAGUGCAUAGCGGUUGUGAAAAAGUAUAAAAUAAAUAUUGGAAAUAAACGUAAAAUGUGAUCAUGGCUACAUUUCGGACUGUGUUAGUCAUAACAUUCUGGCUUCGCUGCACACUAUUGUAUGGAUACGAGUUUAUAUCACAAUAUCCUAAUCAACAGAACGAAACAUAUUACUUUUAUCACCUCGCAGUGGACAAAGCCAGUGGACAAGUGUACGCUGGGUCACUAAAUUGGCUUCAUCAAUUGAGUCCCGAUUUAAAACCCAUACAUGUAAUACGGACGGGACCUAAACUCGAUAAUCCUAUGUGCCAUGCGAGCGGUUGUACCUCGCCCGACAUAAAAACAUCAUGGAUCGACAACGUGAACAAAAUAUUAGUAAUAGAUCAAGAAUCAAGAAUGGUGAUUGCGUGCGGAUCAAUCGCCCAGGGUUCUUGUUUCAAGUACAAACUGGGCGACCUAUCGGCGGAGCCAGAAUUCAUCGCAAUCAGCGUCGCAGCGAACGAUGCCGAUGCCUCUACAUACGCAUUCAUUGGCCCAGAACGUUACAACUCCUGGGACCGGUCUAAUGUGCUCUAUGUGGGCACCACCUUCACCAACAAUGGGGAGUACAGACACGACGUCCCUGCCAUCGCCAGCCGAGAUCUCAUGACUCUGGACCUGGCACAGUUCACUUUUUCCAAGCAAAGUUUGAUCCAGAUAGAUGUCAAAUACAGGGACAACUUUUUAGUGCAAUAUGUGUAUGGAUUUAAUGCCAGUGAUUAUGCUUACUUUGUCAUCAUCCAGAAACAUUCUCAUCUUGCUGGGAAUGAGGAAUUGGGCUAUGUGUCUCGCCUGGCUAGGACCUGUGUUAAUGAUGACAACUAUAAUAGCUACACAGAAGUUACCCUGGAGUGUCACGUCAGAGAGGAAACUGUUAAUGGUAAGAGUGAAGUUGUCAAUUAUAAUUUAAUUCAGGAUGCCAAAGUUGCGAGGGCUGGUGCAAACCUGGCUUCACAACUUGGUAUUGAAAUAGGUGAUGCAAUACUCGUGGCAGCAUUUAGCCCUUCAAAGGGUAUAACUAAUGAACCUAUGGCCAAGUCAGCAAUAUGCGUGUUUUCUUUACAAGAAAUAGAAAUUAAGUUCAAUGAGAAUGUUCAUAUGUGUUUUAAUGGUAGUACUAAAGCUCGAAACAUGGGCUAUAUAUCAGGCAUGAUAUCAGAUGGUAAAUGUCCAAGUGUUGGAUCUGUUGGUAAUAUACUAAAUUUUUGUGAAGUAGGUUUAAAAAUAAGUGGACUGUAUCCCAUUAAAACUAUGUCUGUAAUUCACUGGAAUGACACUUUAAUAUCAUCAGUUACAAUGUCUGUGACUGGUCUGCACACUGUAGGUUUUCUAGGCACUAGUGAUGGUACUUUAAAGAAAGUAUUAAUUGAUGCUGAAAAAUCAUUAGAAUAUUCCAGUGAAGAGAUCCUCCCUAGUCAAAAAAUUCUUCCUGACACAGUUUUGUCACCAUAUCAAAAAACUUUGUAUGUUUUGGGAAGGAAUACUAUAGUACAAAUACCUACUGAGCGUUGUGCUGAACAUGGAAACUGCUCAUCAUGUUUAGAAUCCAAUGAUCCCCAUUGUGGAUGGUGUUCCUUAGAAAAACGCUGCACUGUUCAAAACAUGUGUCAAAAAGGUACACAAAGUGCUCCUAGGUGGUUGUCUCAGUAUACAGGCCAACAAUGUAUUGAUUUUGAACAGAUUUUGCCCGAUAGAAUAUCAAUGAAUGAAAUUACCACUGUACAACUUGUUAUCAGAACUUUACCAGAACUUCCUUUUGGUGCAAAAUACAAAUGCGUUUUUGGUAAUACUCCUGCCAUAGAUGCUGCAGUAACAUCCAAUGGGCUAGCUUGCCCCACACCAGACAUAAAACACAGACCUAAAAUUUCUCAAAAUCAAGACCACGUCUAUGUACCAUUAUCUGUGCACUCAUCUGAAACCAACAAAGAUUUUGUUUCCAGGAACUUUGCGUUUUAUGAUUGCUCUAAACACACAACAUGUCAUUCAUGCAUAAUGAGCGAGUGGGCGUGCAAUUGGUGUAUUUAUGAUAAUCGAUGCACACAUGACACUUCUGUGUGUCAGAGAACCAUCAUUAGUGGAGAAAAUAAUCCAACAAAGCUACUCAACCAUGGUAUAGGACACUGCCCCCGAAUUAGGCAGUACAAGAAACCUAUUUUAUUGCCAAAUAAUGUACCCAAAGAGCUGGAAUUGGAAGUAGAAAAUCUACCACAUUUGCAACCAGGUCAUACAGGAUUUCAAUGUAUAGUGAGUAUUGAAUUAGCAAACAUGAUAUUGCCAGCAAGGGUAGAAUCUAACCAUUACAUUGUGUGCGAUAGGACUACUUAUUCAUAUGAAGAAGACGUUGGAGAGUAUAAUGUCAGUGUCAAAGUGGUCUGGAACCAUAAACACUACAUUGACACCAUCACCAUUACUUUGUACAAGUGUGAAAUCCUUGGUUCACACAGAGAACAUGCUGAUUGCUCACUAUGUAUCACGCGCAAUUCAAUUUAUCAAUGUACUUGGUGUGGUAAUUCUUGUUCUUAUAGUGAAUCAUGUCUUGAAAAUCCUGUCACGGAAUGUCCUAAACCUAGAAUUGAUAUGAUCAAACCUUUAAGCGGUCCUAUAGAAGGAGGGACUAUUGUAACCAUUGAAGGUAGUAAUCUUGGAUUAAGAGUGGAAGAAGUGAAGGGGAAAAUCAGAAUAGGAGAUGUACCUUGCGACAUAGUUGACUUUGAAGUAUCCGUUAGCAUUACAUGUCGUACAGGACCAUCUAACGGAUCUGCAGUAGCACCAGUAAUUGUGCAAAAUGAUUCAGGAUAUACUGAAUCAUCUGUACUGUUCAGCUAUAAAAACAUCAAACUUCAAGGGAUUUACCCUGCUCUGGGGCCUGUAUCGGGGGGUACACAGUUAGCUAUAGGAGGACAGCAUCUCAAUAUUGGUUCUACAGUUUUUGCUUAUUUAGAUGACUUACCUUGCUCCGUUAAUAAAACGCAAACAUCAAACAGCAGAUUGAUAUGCAUCACUCCGAAAGCUAACACGCCUCGUGUAAUUACAACAGUGACAGUGUCUAUUGAUAAUGCUAAUAGGACUCUAAAUGGCGACUUAUUUAAUUAUACAGCAGAUCCCACUAUUAUGGAAAUAAAACCAUUAAAAAGCUUUGUUUCUGGUGGAAGAAUGAUUACAGUACAUGGCACAAAUCUACACACAAUCCAGAAACCGUUAAUGAAAUUGUAUUAUGCUAAUGAAGUACUUCCAGUAAACCACACUGCUUGUGUAGUACUGAAUUCUAAUCAAAUGGAAUGCCCAAGUCCUGCUAUAAACAAAAAAUAUCAUGAGAUAUUACAAGCAACUAAAUCUCAAACUAGCACACCUCAAAUUGCAAUGAAAGUUGGUUUUGUAAUGGAUAACGUUGAGACGAUGCACGACUUAGAAAAGUACUUUAAUCCACCUCGAACCCACAUGGUUUUUGUCGAAGAUCCACAUGUUUAUCAAUUCCCCAAUAGAAUUAAAUCUUAUACAGGGGACCCGUUAGUUAUAGAAGGAGAAAAUUUAAAAAGAGGAAGUGAUGAAUCUGAUGUUGUGGUGACUAUUGGCACCGAACCUUGCAACGUUACAAGUUUAACAAUGCAACAGUUACUAUGUACACCGCCUGUCAUACAACCUGCGAAUACAGAUGAAAAUGGAGUACAAAUAACAGAUAUCAAUUUACCUCUUGUAGUAGUUAAAGUGGGCCGAAACCUUCGAUUUCCCAUCGGCUAUCUUCAUUAUGAAUUACUCAGAAACUACAACUUUCCACCCGAAGUAAUUGCUGGAAUUGCUGCCGGAACGUUUUUCUUAGUUUUAUUUUUCAUGAUUAUUUUAGUAGUAUAUAGACGCCGCAGUACUAAAGCCGAAAGAGAAUACAAAAGAAUUCAGAUACAAAUGGACACUUUGGAAAGUAAUGUGAGAUUGGAAUGUAAAUUAGCUUUUGCAGAAUUGCAGACUGAUAUGUCCGACUUGGCAGCUGAUUUGGAACAUUCUGGAAUACCCACUUUAGAUCACGUAAAUUACGUAAUGAAUGUAUUCUUCCCAGGAGUGUCGGAUCAUCCUAUUUUAAACGUACAACGCCAAUUUAUAAACACUCCUAGGACAAACUACGACGCCGCGAUGAUUCAAUUUGAACAACUUUUAAAUAACAAAUGUUUCCUUCUGUCAUUUAUAGACACUUUAGAAUCUCAGAAGUCUUUCAAUAUUAGGGACAAAGUGAAUGUGGCGUCAUUAUUAAUGGUCAUAUUAAUGGGGAAAAUGGAAUACGCCACUGAUAUAUUGAAGUCUUUAUUAUUACGUCUAAUUGACAAAUCAGUCUGUAACAAACAUCCUCAAUUAAUGUUACGGAGAACCGAAAGUGUCGUUGAGAAGAUGCUGACGAAUUGGAUGGCUUUGUGCAUGUACUAUUACUUAAAAGAUUACGCAGGUUCCUCUCUGUUCUUACUCUUCAAAGCGAUCAAACAUCAAAUUGAAAAAGGUGUUGUUGAUGCAAUCACUCACGAAGCUCGGUAUUCUUUAUCAGAAGAAAAACUCCUGAAAGAGCAAAUUGAUCAUCAGACAAUUACUUUGCAUAUAGUGCAAGACGAUUUUGAUGAAAAAGUACAGUGCAAAGUGUUGGACUGCGACAGUAUAUCACAAGUAAAAUCAAAAAUACUUGAUGCUCUAUUUAAAAAUACCCCAUUCUCUAUGCGUCCAUCAGUACACGAGGUAGAUUUAGAAUGGCGACAUGGAAGAGGUGGUCACGUUACUCUCCAAGAUGAAGAUGUGACAACUAAAACCCUCAAUGGAUGGAGGAAAUUAAAUACUCUCGCUCACUACGGCGUCAAAGAAUCUGCCGUUAUGUCUCUAAUCUCUCGCCAAAAUGACACUUUUAACACUCCCUACAAAAUACCUUGCAAAAACUGCACAGGAAUUUACUGUUCUAAUUCACACAUACGAGUGUACAACAGUGACAUAACAGAUCAAAAUGUUCAUUAUUAUCAUUUAGUAAAACCCAUUGAAUAUCAGCAUAUUGUCAACAAAUCUUCAGAACACAGUCAUAAAGCAAUACCAGAAAUAUUUCUCACGCGAUUGUUAUCCACUAAGGGAACGGUACAUAAGUUUGUUGAUGAUUUUUUCAGUACAAUACUCACUGUAAAUGAAGUUUUGCCGCCAGCAGUCAAAUGGCUCUUUGAUCUAUUUGAUGACGCAGCGAGGGCUCAUGGAAUUCUGAACCCGGAAGUUGUGCACGCUUGGAAAUCAAAUAGUUUACCUUUGAGAUUUUGGGUGAAUCUCAUUAAAAAUCCAGACUUUAUAUUCGACAUCAAUAAAACUGCUACAGUUGACUCGUCGUUAUCUGUGAUCGCCCAAACUUUUAUGGACGCUUGUUCAUUAACAGAACAUCGUCUUUGUAAAGAUUCCCCAUCAAAUAAAUUACUUUUCGCUAAAGACUUGCCCACUUACCGAGAUAUGGUCAUUCAGUUUUACCAAUCAGUUUCCCAAUUACCUCAAGUGUCAGACCAAGAACUGAGCACGUCAAUGCAGCAACUUUCGGUGGAACAAUUAAACGAAUUCGAUACAUUGUCGGCCUUGAAAGAAUUGUACAUCUACGUCAGUAAAUAUAGAGAACAAAUUAUAUUAGGUCUAGAAAAUAAAAUGCACUUAGCUCAUAAAUUAGAUAAUAUAGCGUGCACUAUGGAAGGCGAUCCUUCGUCUAUCUGCUGACUAUAUGACACUAAAAGUUAUGAUUUAAUUGCAUUUACGUAAUUUAUUUAUAUACUCUUAUACAUAUAUUUUGUAAAAAGAAGCUUUAAUUUAUUCUUUAAAGUACUCAGAUUGAAACAGAAAUGUAAAAAGACUGUAAAAUAUCAGUUCCAUAAAUCUAGUUAGAAGGGUUAAAAAGUAUUUUUUUCAAUGGAUGCGUAAAAUAAGCAUAAGUUUUGAUUAAUGUACGUAAUAUAUUGUAAGUAUAUCACAUAAAAUUUUAAUAUCGGCGUAUACCUAUGUAAAAAAACGAAUCUCAGAUCUGAUGUCUGUGUGCAUUUAAUACUCUCCUAGUGGCCAUAUUUUAGUGUCCAUGCUAUUUUUAUAAUUUUAGUAUUAAAAAAAUAUUAAUUGCUCUCUUAUGAAUCUUAUUUUCUGUAUGAUCUGGAAUUAAGUAAGUGAUAAUGAUUACUGUAAAUUAUGCAUUAUUGUAUGUAUUUGGAAAUACUUAACUAUGGAUGUGUAUUGUUAUUCUAAGAUGUAUUUGUAAUUUGUAAAGAGUAUUAAGUUAAGGAAAUGUUGUGAUAUUUGUAUCUGGAAUAUUUAAUAUCGUUAAAUGUCCGACGCGCGGGCCGGUUUCUUAUAGGUUCAUAUCUGGAAAUAUUUAGUCACAACAAUAAUUAGAAUAGGUAUCCAUACAUUUUCGGUAGGUACCUAGCAAAAAAAACUGAUAAAAAAUCUAAUAACUACUUUUUGUUGCUCACCGUGUUUCCACUUAAAUCAAUUUCCAAGAUAUUAUUAACAUCCUCACGGCCCACGCUUCAAAGGCCUAACUUUAUUGUUUUAUUUCACAAUUGAUUUCCCUGAAAUCUAAAUUUGUACUGCCUGAGUGAACACAUGAUUAAAUCGAAGACAUAUAAAUAUCUAUGAUAAUAAAUUAUUUAAUAGAAAGGUGUUUGAUCUCAUUUUUCUUUGCUCAAAUCCGUUUGUUCGUAUGGGCGCCAGUUUACUCAGUUGUACGUAAUAAUUAAUAAUAUUCCAUUUACAAUAUAUUUUGUAAGUUAGCAUUAGAUAUAAUUUGUUAGAAUCUAAGGCAGCGUAAAUUCACCCGUCUCUUAAAGUUUUAUAUUAUUGACUAGAAAUAUACUUAUUUAUCAAUCUUUUUGUAUUGAAUAAUUUCGAUAUGAAUGGGAUAAACAUAAA